Molecule: messenger RNA, 1687 nt
Organism: Abrus precatorius (Indian licorice)
Lineage: Eukaryota; Viridiplantae; Streptophyta; Magnoliopsida; Fabales; Fabaceae
Product: lecithin-cholesterol acyltransferase-like 1
Exons: 2
Coding region: 160-1464 (434 amino acids)
Biological process (GO): lipid metabolic process
Source: RefSeq, a predicted model, not a curated record
UGAAAAAAAUCUCCACCACACCAAAGGCUACACUUUUCCUCUUCAUCCCCAGUAUAUCCCCCCCGCAAUCCGCAGUACAGGAUCACAAAAAACAAAUCCCAGAAGCCAAAAGGGGUAGGGUAGGUAUUUCAAUCCAUUGUUAUUAUUCAUAAAAUUGUGAUGAAGGAACACACAGUGACAGUGGUUGUGAUGCUGUCAUUGCUUUGCACGUGUGGAGCAAUUAGCACUAGCGGCAACCUGCAUCCGUUGAUUCUAGUACCUGGUAAUGGAGGGAACCAACUAGAAGCCAGAUUGACGCAUGAGUACAAGCCCUCUAGUUUUAUUUGCGAAUCAUGGUACCCUCUUAUCAAGCAGAAGAAUGGAUGGUUCAGACUAUGGUUUGAUUCCAGCGUUCUACUCGCCCCUUUCACUCAAUGCUUUGCAGACCGCAUGAUGCUUCACUACCACCCUCAACUCGAUGAUUACUUCAAUACCCCUGGGGUUCAGACUCGGGUCCCUCACUUUGGUUCCACCCGCUCCCUUCUUUAUCUCAAUCCUCGUUUGAAGCUUAUCACCGGAUACAUGGCACCCUUGGUAGAUUCAUUACAAAAGCUUGGUUAUACCGAUGGUGAGACUCUGUUUGGAGCACCCUAUGAUUUUCGAUAUGGUCUAGCGGCCGAAGGUCACCCCUCAAAAGUGGGCACCGAGUUCCUGAAAGACCUUAAGAAUUUGAUAGAAGAAGCAAGCACUUCCAAUGGUGGGAAGCCAGUGAUACUUCUCUCCCACAGCUUAGGAGGCCUAUUUGUCCUACAACUCCUGAAUCGAAACCCCCCCUCUUGGCGCAACAAAUUCAUCAAACACUUCAUAGCUCUUUCAGCUCCAUGGGGUGGUGCUGUAGACGAAAUGUUCACCUUUGCAUCUGGUAACACUCUUGGAGUUCCCCUAGUGGACCCUUUGAUAGUGAGGGGUGAACAGAGAAGCUCUGAGAGCAACCUAUGGCUUUUGCCCAACCCCAUGAUUUUUGGUCCUCAAAACCCAAUAGUGAUCACUCCAAAUAAGAGCUAUUCAGCGCAUGAUAUGGCUGAUUUUCUCAAAGACAUUGGUUAUCCUGAAGGGGUGUAUCCUUAUGAAACUCGCAUUCUACCCUUGAUAGGGAACAUUCAAGCACCAGAAGUGCCUAUAACUUGUAUUGUAGGGACGGGCGUGAAAACCUUGGAGAUUUUGCUUUACAGAAACGGUGACUUUGAUGAACGACCCGAAAUUUCUUAUGGUGAUGGUGAUGGAACGGUGAACAAUGUGAGCUUGUUGGCGCUUCAGUCACUAUGGAAAGAUGAGAGAAAUCAAUACCUCAAAGUGAUCAAGAUCGGUGGGGUGUCGCAUGCUUCAAUACUUAAAGAUGAAGUUGCUCUUGAUGAAAUAAUAGGCGAGAUUAGUAGAAUUCAUUCUCAUGCUGAGCUUGGUUUAAGCAAUGUUUAUUCGGGAUAAACGAUGGGACAUGAUCACGGUACGUGAACGAUGGUUAAAUAUCCAUUUCAAUUGUAAUAUUCAAACAGUAUUUUUUAAAACUCUCUUUUAUUAUGCUUAUCUUAUCUCACAAUUCUCACAUUUUUUUUAUCUCUUUUUAUGAUCGAAAAAUUCUACAAAAAAGAUUGUAUAAUACAAGUUUAUUAUCCAUUCUCUGCCAAUUAAUUUUGUGUGGGAUUUAUAG